Messenger RNA from Drosophila grimshawi, 457 nucleotides. RefSeq lists its product as uncharacterized. The record is from RefSeq and is a predicted model, not a curated record. Bases 49 to 363 code for a protein of 104 amino acids. The transcript has a single exon. Gene Ontology annotation, cellular component: mitochondrion. Lineage: Eukaryota; Metazoa; Arthropoda; Insecta; Diptera; Drosophilidae.
UGAAUUCAGUUUGAAGUAAGAGUUGUUUUAGUAAUAUUGUCAUCAAAAAUGAAUGCAGCCCAACGCGCCGCCCUCAACCAGUUACUGCGUCGUGCUUACAGCCAAGCACAAAAAGGCCCAGCUGCUGCAAAAUCCACAGUUAGCAGCAAAGCCGCCGCCUCCGCCACCACUCCCGUUAGCAAUGUAACGGGUCUGAGCAGUGCCUGUGUGAAGCCGACAUCAGCACCAGUUGGUCCCGGUGCUUCAGCAAGCAGCGCCUACAAAGUACCGGAAUAUUUCAGUUUCAACCGAUUCAGUUUCUCUGAGGCCGAAGUGGAACUGGCCCAGUUCCGUUGCCCACAGCCAUCGGCGUUGAAGAAGUAGUUGUGUUGAAUAAUGUGUAGUUAAUGUGCGACCAGCCAAACAAAUGAGAAAUGUAAUUAAUAAAAUACAUAUAUAAUAAACGAUGAUACCAAAA